AUGGGGAAUUCUGUGCCCGAUUGGGAAUAUCUACCAGAACUCUGUCUUCUUACUGUUCUUGAGAAAAUAGAUGAACCCAUCAGUCGGGUUCAAUUUGGUGCUGUUAGCAAAUAUUGGCAUUCACUGUUCAAUACUUUUCUCGACAUCAAGAGGCGAUCAUCCACAACUCUAGUUCCAAUGCUGAUGAUUCCAUCCAAAAAGAGCGCCACAAAGCGAAAACUAUACAGCCUACAAUCCAAAUCAAAAAUCGCGGAGAUUGAAUUUCCCAAGCCUUAUACAUGGAGAUACUGUGGUUCUUGUUAUGGUUGGUUAGCCACAGUGGAUGAGAGCUUCAAUAUAACUCUUUCAAAUCCUUUUAAAAAUCUUAGCAUUCAUCUUCCUCAGUUUGACAGCAUGGCAUAUGAUAGUGGGCACUACACAUAA
Gossypium raimondii (Peruvian cotton) is the source of this 423-nucleotide messenger RNA. RefSeq lists its product as uncharacterized. Bases 1 to 423 code for a protein of 140 amino acids. NCBI's taxonomy places the organism in Eukaryota, Viridiplantae, Streptophyta, Magnoliopsida, Malvales, Malvaceae. Gene Ontology annotation, molecular function: protein binding. The transcript has a single exon. The record is from RefSeq and is a predicted model, not a curated record.